Scophthalmus maximus (turbot) is the source of this 3381-nucleotide messenger RNA. It is a transcript of the gene cacfd1, whose product is annotated as calcium channel flower domain containing 1. Gene Ontology annotation, cellular component: membrane. Lineage: Eukaryota; Metazoa; Chordata; Actinopteri; Pleuronectiformes; Scophthalmidae. The record is from RefSeq and is a predicted model, not a curated record. The transcript is spliced from 5 exons. Gene Ontology annotation, biological process: vesicle-mediated transport. Bases 526 to 1032 code for a protein of 168 amino acids.
CAAUGCACCGCGCACCCCCUGGUGACCACUUGGACGACCCGAACACGAAGCGCAGCGGAAGAACUAUAGUUGUGAAGCAACAGAAAACGCGCCGAGGGGUUCGUUUCUUAGUUCACACGUUCGACAGCUGAGGCGCAGCGGGACGGAGGCUCCGGUGAUAUCGGCUCCUGGCGGCAGCUGGUGGCGGAGCCUGUUAGCAUCAGCUAGUCGGUUAGCUGCUGGCGCUGACUGACGGUGGGUGGGGGGAUGAACAGCUGCUGGUAGCAUCAGGCAACUGGCCCCAGCAGGAGCAGACAAAAGAAAAGACAAGAUUUUAAAAUAUAUAUAUGUUUAGAUACUAGCAAGUGUUAAAUACGUCUGGUACCACUUGUAAUUAGCAAGUUAGCAGGUAGUUUAUUGAGACGAGCUAACUUCAACUUAGCGAUUGUUCGGUCGGUGUCGGGCCAACAUCUGUAAACACUGGCUCUGUGUAGCAUCUAGCUAGCAGGGGCAAACAACAACAACAACAACAACAAGCAGCCCACCAUGAGCUCCGAAGAGACCGCAGCGGCCACUAAGCCCUCCCCGGACGACGACGGCAUGACGUGGUGGUACCGGUGGCUCUGCAAGAUAGCCGGGGUUUUGGGUGGAGUAUCCUGUGCCGUCUCAGGGGUGUGGAACUGUGUCACUGUGAACCCUCUAAACAUUGCUGCGGGAGUGUGGAUGGUGUUGAAUGCCUUCGUGCUGUUCCUGUGUGAAGUCCCGUUCUGCUGCCAGUUCAUAGAGUUUGCGAAUGCAAUUGCAGCCCGGGCAGACAAAUUCAAGCCGUGGCAAAAAGCCAUCUUCUACUGUGGGAUGGCUCUGUUUCCCGUGUUCUUGAGUUUCUCCUUUACCACCUUGUUUGGGAAUGCCAUCGCCUUUGCUACAGGAGUUCUGUACGGCCUUGCAUCUUUAGGCAAAAAGGGAGACGCUGUGACCUACGCCAGACUGCAGCACCAGAAACAGGGCGAUGAGGAGAAGAUGGCAGGAACGGCAAACGGCGCUCCUGAGUGAGGCAUUCACCAUUCCAACAUCCUCCCCCUCCUCCUCUCUUCUUCAGCUCUUUAAGUUCCUGUCCUCCAUCCACCCUACCUCCUCUUCACUGUCAUUUCUGUCACUACAUAACAACGGUACUGAGUUUACUGUAUAUAUUCCCUUGUGAUUGCUGCAUUCUUGUGACCUAAUAACAUCCCAACAGACUGAUGUUGGACUCAGUCCAUUAUUUGGUACCUGGUGUUUUAUUAAUCUCCUUGACUGAAAACCUUGGAUUUAAAAAAAAAAAAAAAUGAUGGGUUAUAUUUUAUUACUUUGUGUCUUCCUUUUUUGUUUGCUGCUGUUGGUUUUAAACCCUUUUUGCGGAAAGAAACGUGAGGUAAACUUUGGGACUCAAGAUCCUUUCAGGAAAUCUGGAUAGAAAUGAAUUAUGAUUGUAAAAUGUAAAUAAUUGACUUCAGGUUAUUCAUUAUGAGUUUGGGGCCUGUCUUGUAAAACCUGCGGAUGAAGAAAAACAUCCAUGCGGUUCAGAUUUGAUCUGUGUAUUGUCUUUUUUUUUUGCCAGCACUGUCCAAAUAUUGAUACAAAAUUUUCUAACUUCCUUAUCGUUGCCAAGUUUGGGGGAGUGGGGUUUCCGGUGACAUUGGUGGCAUUUGCAUUGAAUGAUUGUGAAAUUAUAAAUGCAUUUUUUUUUUUUUUUGAUUUUGAAACUCAGGGUAACACCCUGGUCCCCUUGAAUGUUCCUUCGUUGGUGACGGCCUGAUAGAAGAGAAACUCUUUUGCAUUCAAAGUCAUUUGAGGUAACAAUGCAGACAACUAUUAGAAGUGUUCUAUUUCUAUUCAUGAUUUGGGUCUUACUUAAUACAGAUUAAGAGGACAUUAGAGUUGAUGUCCAAGUGUUUAUUUGUUGUUACUCUUAAUCAUGUGCAAAAGACUUGAGUAUCAGGGUUUUUUGUUUUUGUUUUAGGAAAUCUGUUUCCUUCGAUGAGUGGUUUUUACUAGAUAGGUUCAUGUAUAUCAUAAAAUCAUGUAGUACAGAGUAGGAUUUAAGAAUUUCCUCUGACGUGUAUUAUUCUGAGUCACACACUCCAAGCUGCUGCAUUUAGACUAGAAACAGUUGUUAUAUAAAAGCAUUGUGCUUUUUGUAGAGUAGAAUUUACUGUGAUCCAAAACGAAACUAUUGAAUUUCCGAAAAGGAUCUUUGGAAAACCCCACCCCAAUGUGCCCACGAGGCACAUCAUACAAAUGAUUAGUACCCCCAUGCAAACGGAGGGCAUUUCAGCUGCACACAUACAACUCUGACCUGCAGCAUGAAAGCAUUUAUGAACUUCUAUGGGCAUUGGAGAUGUUUUUCUCAUCAGGGAAUGUAUCUGGUAGACCCAAAGAUAAGUUGACUUAGUUAUUCUUUGUGCUUUAAGAAUGACCAUUGACCCCUUUUGGAUUAAGCACUGUUAAAGCACUGCUUUACUAAACACUACGUAGCAUGAAUUCAGGGGGUAUUUUGUAAAAAGCUUUCGGUGCAUGGGCCCUACUUGUUUACAUACACAAGCUUCUGUCGGAGCAGCCGGUAGCCAGAGUGUGGCUGCAGAUUUGGUCGUACAGAAAACUGGAAAGUGCGCUAAUUUUAAUUUACAUUUUUUCAACUGUGUGGUACCUUUUCCUUUAAAUUCAGUUCCUGAAUUAUGUUUGAUUUUGAGUCUUAAUAAGUACAUUACUCUUCCAUUACCCAUCACGUUUUAAUGAGGGGGAGGUGAGUUGGUUUUGCUCUGUAUCCCAAACAAUCAUCAGAGCCACGACUUGCCUUCGUCACUGAAAUGAGUGGCCGGCAAUAUACAGUUUGUGUUGUUUUUGUCGCCCUCCCUCUGUUUUAUCAUCUGUGAUCAGGAUGCUUUGGGAAUAACUUGCCUGCACGUACCUCUUACAGCUGUGUCAAGCUCACGUCUGUUACCCGCCUGGUCAGUGACUGUGUUUUUCUAUGUUUGCACACUACCACACCAACUCUCAGGUGUCAUACUUGACAAUGCACAGCGUGCAGAUGCAGUUAAUAAAAUGGCGUACAUAAUGUAAACAAGCAUGACGCUAUCACUAUACCAGAGCCAAUGGCAAAAUAUUUGUGGAGCAUUUUAAACGUCCACGCCCAGUGCUCACAAGUGGUUAAACACCAGGUACACACCAGCAAUGUGCUACGGUCUGACACUACACACUCAUACAGUUUUAAUAACACGCGAAGACUGCUUUAGUUCAAAGCUGUCCAUCCACCUGUCUAUUUUAGUUUUUAUUGUGUGUCCUCUUCUGUAAGGGAUAUGUGUAUGAUGUGUGCAAUGCUGUGAAUCCUCAUCCUAUUGUGAAUUAAAACACAUGCUUCUACUA